This is a messenger RNA of Octodon degus (degu), 2903 nucleotides long. RefSeq names its product sterile alpha and TIR motif containing 1 (gene Sarm1). Gene Ontology annotation, biological process: response to axon injury; negative regulation of MyD88-independent toll-like receptor signaling pathway; signal transduction. The transcript has 9 exons. Gene Ontology annotation, cellular component: dendrite. Gene Ontology annotation, molecular function: NAD+ nucleosidase activity; signaling adaptor activity; protein binding. The coding region runs from base 373 to 2547 and encodes 724 amino acids. The record is from RefSeq and is a predicted model, not a curated record. NCBI's taxonomy places the organism in Eukaryota, Metazoa, Chordata, Mammalia, Rodentia, Octodontidae.
GGCGUGGCUACUGCUCCGCAUCUCAGCUCUGCCCAACCCCAGCAUCCCGCGCUUUGUUCCGGCCGCCGCUCUCUUCCCCUCCGGCGUCUGGAUUUGUCUUUUGCUUUCCCAUUCCCGUCUUCUGCCAGCUCCCUGAAUCUGGGCUCGCAUCCCCUUCCCCAACCGCUGCGCCCUUCCCGACCGCUGCGCCCGAGCCUGGGCUCCCCUUCCCCCAAACUUCAGGCCAGCGCCCUUGCGGGGUGGCCUUUUCCGCAUCCCGCUCCGAGCGCCUCCUUCCCCGCCGCUCCGCUCUCAGCUUCCGCUUCUCCCGGGUCGGGGUCUCCGCCGGCCCCGCCCCUGCAGGCGGGGAAUGUGCCCCGCAGCCCCGCGCCCAUGGUCCUGACGCUGCUCCUCUCCGCCCACAAGCUGUGCGGCUUCUUCACCAUGUCCGGACCGCGGGCCGGUGCCGAGAGGCUGACUGUGCCCGGGCCGGAUGGGGGCGGCGGCGCGGGUCCAUGGUGGGCUACGGGCGGCCGCGGGCCCCGGGAGGUGUCGCCCGGGGCGGGGGCCGAGGUGCAGGGCGCCCUGGAGCGUGCGCUGCCCGAGCUGCAGCAGGCGCUGUCGGCGCUGAAGCAGGCGGGCGCCGCUCGGGCCGUGGGCGCGGGCCUCGCCGAGGUCUUCCAGCUGGUGGAGGAAGCCUGGCUGCUUCCGGCCGUGGGCCGCGAGGUGGCCCAGGGUCUGUGCGACGCCAUCCGCCUGGAUGGCGGCCUCGACAUGCUGUUGCGACUGCUACAGGCGCCGGAGCUGGAGACGCGUGUGCAGGCCGCGCGCCUGCUGGAGCAGAUCCUGGUAGCAGAGAACCGGGACCGCGUGGCCCGCAUCGGACUGGGCGUGAUUCUGAACCUGGCGAAGGAGCGUGAGCCGGUGGAGCUGGCACGGAGCGUAGCAGGGAUCUUGGAGCAUAUGUUCAAGCACUCGGAGGAGACGUGCCAGCGGCUGGUGGCGGCUGGUGGCCUGGACGCUGUCCUGUAUUGGUGCCGCCGCACAGAUACCGCGCUCCUGCGCCACUGCGCGCUGGCGCUGGCCAACUGCGCUCUGCACGGGGGCCAGGCGGCACAGCGGCGCAUGGUGGAGAAGCGCGCCGCCGAGUGGCUCUUUCCGCUCGCCUUCUCCAAGGAGGACGAGCUGCUGAGGCUGCACGCCUGCCUCGCAGUGACGGUGUUGGCAACUAACAAGGAGGUGGAGCGCGAAGUGGAGCGUUCCGGCACGCUGGCGCUUGUGGAGCCGCUCGUGGCCUCGCUGGAUCCAGGCCGCUUCGCUCGCUGCCUGGUGGAUGCCAGCGACACAAGCCAAGGCCGCGGGCCUGACGAUCUGCAGCACCUCGUGCCGCUGCUCGACUCGUCACGCUUGGAGGCUCAGUGCAUCGGGGCUUUCUACCUUUGUGCGGAGGCUGCCAUCAAGAGCCUGCAGGGCAAGACCAAGGUGUUCAGCGAUAUCGGUGCCAUCCAGAGCCUGAAACGCCUCGUGUCCUACUCGACCAACGGCACCACGUCAGCAUUGGCCAAGCGCGCACUGCGUCUUCUGGGCGAGGAGGUGCCGCGGCGCAUCCAGCCCUGCGUGGCCAGCUGGAAAGAGGCGGAGGUCCAGACUUGGCUACAGCAAAUCGGCUUCUCCCAGUACUGCGAGAGCUUCCGGGAGCAGCAGGUGGAUGGAGAUCUGCUUCUGCGGCUCACGGAGGAGGAACUGCAAACCGACCUGGGGAUGAAAUCCUGCAUCACCCGCAAGAGGUUCUUUAGAGAGCUCACGGAGCUCAAGACCUUCGCUAGCUAUGCUACGUGCGACCGCAGCAACCUGGCCGACUGGCUGGGCAGCCUGGACCCUCGCUUCCGCCAGUAUACCUACGGCCUGGUCAGCUGCGGCCUGGACCGCUCCCUGCUGCACCGCGUGUCCGAGCAGCAGCUGCUGGAGGAUUGUGGCAUCCGUCUGGGUGUGCACCGCUCGCGCAUUCUCUCCGCAGCCCGAGAAAUGCUCCACUCCCCACUGCCUUGUACCAGCGGCAAGCUUGGCGGGGACACCCCAGAUGUCUUCAUCAGCUACCGAAGGAGCUCAGGCUCUCAGCUAGCCAGUCUCCUGAAGGUGCACCUGCAGCUGCACGGCUUCAGUGUCUUCAUUGAUGUGGAGAAGCUGGAAGCUGGCAAAUUCGAAGACAAGCUGAUCCAGAGUGUCAUGGGUGCUCGCAACUUCGUGCUGGUGCUCUCGGCUGGGGCACUGGACAAGUGCAUGCAGGACCACGAUUGCAAGGACUGGGUGCACAAGGAAAUUGUUACUGCUUUAAGCUGUGGCAAGAACAUUGUGCCUAUCAUUGAUGGCUUCGAGUGGCCUGAGCCCCACACUCUACCUGAGGACAUGCAGGCUGUGCUUACCUUCAAUGGCAUCAAGUGGUCCCACGAGUACCAAGAGGCCACCAUUGAGAAGAUCAUCCGCUUCCUGCAGGGUCGCUCCUCCCGGGAUUCAUCUGCAGGCUCAGACACCAGUUUGGAGGGGGCUGCACCUAUGGGCCCACCUUAACUAGUCCCCAGUUCCCAAGCCCUGCUGUGAAUCCUGUCCUCCCAAAGGUUCGCCUGGCCCCUCUGGGCUGAGACAACCUAGGCUCUUCUCAGGAAGUGGCUCUCACUGUCCCCACCCUCCUCAGUAUGGGAUCGAGGUGGCAUGGGGGUGGGGAGGCUGCCACCUCCCUCAGGUCCUGCCAUCAGGUUCCAUCUUCCACCCGCACAACUGUGUCCCUGCUGGUUGUGGAGACAGGAGGUGGGGGUGGGUUGCUGCAAGUUCUCUGUCUCCUAUCCAGAGUGUAGCUGGCUUGAGAAGGGGGAAGCCCUGCAGCCUUUGACAGGAAGGAAGUGGGCAAUGGCCAGCCCUCUUGUGCC